UCAAAAUUGUGUAUGACUUAUGAGUAUGUAGAGGUAGAAAUUGAGGAAGUUGAGAAUGUGACUCAAAAAUCAAAUCAAACCAUCUGCAGUGCAGCUAGUGCAGCAAUGGCAACCCUGAUGUAUCACAUGUUCUCCUCGUCUGCGCUGCUAUCCCUCGGACUCUACCACCUCAUUUCCACCACCAGAAACCACCACCUCAAAUCUUCUCGUGGAGACUACACCGCCAAACCCUACCACCCCAUCUCCGCCUUCUCCUCCCGUCUCCGCCACCUCCCUCUUUAUCUCCUCCUCCUCUGCCUCCUCAUCUCCUUAAUCCACCAAUCCCUUAUCUCUUUCGACGCCGAUCCUCUCCUCAAAGGCCGCACUCCUGUCCACCGCUUCACCUCUCUCCAAGCCGCCGCCGUCAUUUUCUCUUUCCUCCUCUUAACCCUCGCUCUCCUUAUCUCCGAGUCAACUUCGCUCCUCCCGCUCCCUCCCGAUCUCUUUUUUGCCCUAGCAUCCGCACUUUUCUACCUCCACUACUCCGCCUCCUCGAACUCCGCCUCCGUUCAGACCUCCGAUCUUCAAGCCAAGUGCGAUUCGGUUUCUGCUAAUAUUUCCUUACUCUCCUCUCUUCUCUGUCUCCUCAUCGCCUUUCAACCCAGGCUUUUCCUUGCUGACGUGGCGCUCGCCGGUUCGAUAUGUCUCCAGGGGCUGUGGGUCCUACAGACGGGACUUUCGCUUUAUGUUGAUGCCUUCAUACCCGAUGGUUGUCAUAAGCUGUUGGAUGUUGUGAGUGGAGUUGAGGGAUCGACGAAGUGUGAUCUGGAAGAUUCUAAGCUCAGAGCUGUCGCUAUCCUCGAUUUGGUUUUCGUGCUUCAUGUGUUGUUUGUGUUGCUCGUCGUGAUUGUUACUUAUGCUGCUGUUGCUAAAACUGUUGGUAUCAGGAGAUUUGGCUCUUAUGAGGCACUGCCCAACCCCAACACUGCUGACUCCAAUCAUAUACAGAUGAAGGCUUUGACCGGAACUCAGGCUUGAUCGUAUAUUUCUGCACUGUACUAGUUGCAUUCAAGGGGUGAAUAAUAAAGCUUCAAUGAGUAUUGAUAUCAAAAAUUGGGCCAAGAAUACCUGGAGACUGGCAGCAAAUAUCAAGGAGACAGAGUAGCUGAAGCAAUAAAAGCCAAAUGCUGGGGUAAAUUUUGGAAGAGUUGGUCGGCAAGCUGCACGACCCGAAGCUCCUCUUUGCCUCUUCAAAAAUAGUUGUAAAAUAUAAAGUACCUGUAUUUACACACACACAUACAUGAUAUAGGAAUGACUCACUUGUAAUUCCCUUACAAAAGCUUAGGCAAUUCCUGAACUUCUUGGGCACUCUUGAGUCUUGUUAGACAUAUAUUCUCCUAUUUCUAGCAUAUAUCGUAUCGAAACUCUACUAUACGUCCAUUGGAAGGGUUAGGUAUUGUACAUUUGCUUGGGGGAGACUAUUAAUGCCAAUCAUGACAUGAUAUUC
Nicotiana tabacum (common tobacco) is the source of this 1486-nucleotide messenger RNA. RefSeq lists its product as uncharacterized. NCBI's taxonomy places the organism in Eukaryota, Viridiplantae, Streptophyta, Magnoliopsida, Solanales, Solanaceae. The record is from RefSeq and is a predicted model, not a curated record.